Paramecium sonneborni is the source of this 744-nucleotide messenger RNA. NCBI's taxonomy places the organism in Eukaryota, Ciliophora, Oligohymenophorea, Peniculida, Parameciidae. The record is from the annotation of a GenBank genome assembly.
AUGAAAUAACAAAUGGAAUAAAAUAUAAUAUAAUCAACUACUGUUAAAACAAUUAAAGAACUUAAGAAAUAAUAAGAGUUUAGAACUUCUAUUGAAGGAGAUGAAUUUGAAUAAAAUGAAUCUACUUAAAGCGAAAAAAGAACUCCAGAUGCUGAAACUAGCAAGACCCAAUAUACUAAAUUUAGACUUGCUCAUAAAGGAUCAAUCAAUUAAAUAUUACCCAAAUUGAGUAACUCUAAUUUAUAAGAAUCUACUAAAUCCUUAUAAAAAUAAAUGACUGAAGAGUUACCAAAUAAAUAAUUCGGAUAAAGAAAGAGAUUUAAUAGAUAUGCAACAUAAAAAGUAUAACAGCAGCCUUUAUAACUUACUGAAUAAAUUGAUCAAUCAACUGCUAUGAAUCUUAUUUUAAAUAAAUCCAAAGUAUUAACAGACUAUUAUACAAAUAAUCAACUGACAUCAACAUAAAUUCACUUAUUUCUUACAGAUAACAAAUAUUUUGUUUUUACCUUUAUGGCAUUUCUCAAUAGAUUAGCUGAAAAAGGAAUUUUGUCAGUCUCUUUAACUAAUAUCUAAAAGGCUAUUCUAUCAUAAAUUGAACAGUUUACAAUAAAUUAAAUCAAUCGAGAAUUAACUAAAUUAGAAUUAAAUAAAAAAUUGAAAGAUCAAAUGAAGAAAAUUGAAAUCAAAUAAAAUUAAUAUACUAAAUUUCUCUUGGAAUUAGAAUCAUCAUUAAAAUUUUUUUGA